UUCUCCAUACAUUUCCCACUUUUCUUUUAUCGCUGCCGUGUCUCCGGUCUACUCUCUUCCUUGCGACUGUUUACGCAAACCAUUUCUCUCCGUCAACCUCUCUCUCCUUUCUCUCCCCACCUCCGCCCCCUCCUCGCCCCCUUUCCAUGGAGAGGCUCAUCUCUUCUUCGUCGUCCUCCUCCCAAACCCGCCUCGCCAAAACCCCUCUUCUCCAUCGUCGCUUCGCCGAGGCGAGAACGAGAUCCACCCUUCUACGUCUCCGAAGAGCGUCUCCGAGCCCCCCGGGGAGCGCUCGCUUCUCCAAGCAAGGGGAACGCCCACCGCCUAUCGUCGCGGCUUCUUCGCCCCCGGAUCGCCAUGAUUGUGCUGCUCCGAGCGCGAAGAAGAAGGGUGAUCUGGCGGACUCUCCGUGUGCCCAGUUGAGCUCAGAGAGGGAUUUGGCGAGCUUGUUCUUUCGCAAGGUUACUUCGACUGCUAUAGUUGGCGUACUGAUGAUAUUAAUUACACUCACAAUCCAACCUAUCCUUGCUCCUCCUGCUUAUGCAUCAUUCCUAUCUGCAACUAAGACUGGCGGAAAACUUAUCAGCUCAGAGUUACUAAGUAGUGCUUGGACUGGCUUCUUUGCUGGCUGCUUACACACACUUUCCGGCCCUGACCAUCUUGCCGCCUUAGCUCCUUUAUCAAUUGGCCGAUCAAGAAUUGAGAGUGCAGUAGUAGGUGCCCUCUGGGGAUGUGGCCAUGAUGCCGGCCAAGUUCUAUUCGGAUUACUCUUUCUUCUUUUGAAGGACCGCUUACACAUUGAGAUCAUUCGUGCAUGGGGCACAAGAGUUGUGGGCCUGACUCUUCUUAUAAUUGGCGCUAUGGGAAUCAAAGAAGCUUCUGAAGUCCAUGCUCCUUCUAUAGCUCUCGAGAAUGGCGGUGGAAAAAAGAAGAUUGGAUUUGCAACUUUUGCCACUGGAAUUGUGCAUGGUCUUCAGCCUGAUGCACUCAUGAUGGUCUUGCCUGCUCUGGCUCUCCCUUCCCGCUUAGCUGGCGCUGCCUUUCUAGGUAUGUUUCUGGUUGGUACUGUGUUUGCAAUGAGUAGUUUUACAGUCUUUUUGGGUUCGUGUAGUCAGGCACUAAAAGAGAAGGUGCCGAGGAUAACAGAGAAAUUGACAUGGGCUGCUUCUCUUGUUGCUAUAUUUAUGGGGUUAGCAAUUAUAGUUAGCCAAUUUUUUGGGUUUAGUUUGUACUGAUUUGAGCAUAUUCUUUUUUCUUUUUUUUUUUCUCCUUUUCUUUCUCAUUUUGAUAUUUAUCCAACUCUUUUGGAAGUUCAGUCAGAUGCGAAUGGUAGGAAUGAGACCUAACUUUUUUAUCAGCUGCCACUGCAGUUGGCACUUGUUUUCAGAAAUACCAUGGCAAAUGGGUUGAAGUUCUUUUUCUUAUCAGCAGAGGCUGCAUAUUGUUAGCCAUAUUUUGGUUUGUUCUUUGCUGACGAGGCGCGAUAUUGUGUUCCUCAUCCUUUACUUUGUAUGCUUAAUCAGUUUUACUGGCAAAAAAUAGUUUCCUUCUAGCGCUUGUUAUCAGAUCGUUUUUUUAUCCAUUGAAACAA
Messenger RNA from Ananas comosus (pineapple), 1591 nucleotides. RefSeq lists its product as uncharacterized. The transcript has 2 exons. Bases 147 to 1235 code for a protein of 362 amino acids. The record is from RefSeq and is a predicted model, not a curated record. NCBI's taxonomy places the organism in Eukaryota, Viridiplantae, Streptophyta, Magnoliopsida, Poales, Bromeliaceae.